Messenger RNA from Symbiodinium sp. CCMP2456, 1044 nucleotides. Lineage: Eukaryota; Dinophyceae; Suessiales; Symbiodiniaceae. The record is from the annotation of a GenBank genome assembly.
AUGGAUGUGAGCCUGCAGCAACGCGAGCUUGUGGAGCAGGUGAAAAUCUGGUUCACUUGCACUGAGAUGGAGGCCCUGGUGCAGACGGCCGUUCAAUUUGCAGAUGCACACUGUGCUGUGUUCGAGCCCGAACUGGGCGAGCACAAGCUGGAGUACACCCGGCUACACAACGAAUUCAAGCAGCUUUUCGAGGACAGGCUGAAUGCCUUCUUGAGCAGCAUCGGUGCAACGCCCGAGGCGUUCUACGAGGCUUUUGAAAAAAUCGGGACGGAAGAAGGAGGCGAGGUGCAGGGACUUGCAGAAAUCAUGUACACGUGCCUGCAGUACGACUUCUUCUGCCAGAUCAUGUGCGAACGGAAGCGCGAGAUGGAAAUGCAACAGGCAACCGGUGUCCUUCCAACUCCGCCGCCUGCGCCACCCGGUGGCUAUGUAGGUGCAGAAGGUUAUUGCGCUGGCGCGCCGCUGGUCGUUUUCCUGGGGCAGUGCGGCACUGGCAAGACGGCGCUCAUCCGACAGUUUGUGCACAGGACGUUUGACCAGAACUACACUGCCACCAUUGGCAUGGACUUUGUUGGAAAGUUGCUCUCUCUUGAGGGACGGCAACUGCGCCUGCAGCUCUGGGACACAGCCGGCCAAGAGAGGUUUCGAGCAUUGAUGCCCAGUUAUCUGAGAGACAGCUCGGCCUGUGUCGUCGUGUACGACGUCACAUCCAAGGAGUCCUUUGACAGCAUCCGUGGCUGGGUAGACUUGGCCCUUGAGGGUCGCUCUCGCCGCGACUUGCUGCUCGUUCUUGUGGGAAACAAGAUCGAUCUGGAGGCGCAGAGGUGUGUACAGAAAGCCGAAGGCGAGGCCUUGGCCGAGGACUUGAAGAUGCUCUUCUUCGAGGCCACAGCGAAAGAUGCGACUCUUGUGGAUGCGAUUUUCUAUGGCUUGGCGGAAGGUUUGACGUCGGAGCAGCACAAGCCCGAAUCUGACGACGAGAUCGUGCUUACAGCACCUCCUCGAAGACGAGAGGUGCACGAUCGGAACAAGAAAUGCUGUUGA